Messenger RNA from Spinacia oleracea (spinach), 715 nucleotides. RefSeq names its product RNA polymerase II transcriptional coactivator KIWI. The record is from RefSeq and is a predicted model, not a curated record. Bases 148 to 462 code for a protein of 104 amino acids. NCBI's taxonomy places the organism in Eukaryota, Viridiplantae, Streptophyta, Magnoliopsida, Caryophyllales, Amaranthaceae. The transcript has 4 exons. Gene Ontology annotation, biological process: positive regulation of transcription initiation by RNA polymerase II. Gene Ontology annotation, molecular function: DNA binding; transcription coactivator activity.
UUCGAAAAGUUUUUACUUCAAAUUUAAAACUGUCCAACUCUCACCGCUCACACUUGACACUUCCACUUUCUCUCUCUUCACUCCAUUUUCCGUCGCUUGCAAAACCGCUUCACUCUCUCUCCACCGGCACUUCCACCAAGAGUUAAAAUGUCGGGAAAAUUCAAGCGAAAGGAAAACGACGGUUACGCCUCAGACGGUGGUUCUGACGGCAACGCUCCUCCUAAGAAGUCUGUUAAGCGCGAGGACGAUGAAGAUGGAAUUGUCGUUUGCGAGAUUUCGAAGAAUCGGAGGGUUUCUGUGAGGAGUUGGCAGGGGAGAGUUAUGGUUGAUAUUCGUGAGUUCUACGUCAAGGACGGCAAGCAAAUGCCCGGUCGCAAAGGUAUCACACUUACCAUGGAUCAGUGGAAGGUGCUUCGUGAUCAUGCUGAGGAUAUUGACCAGGCUGUUACUGACAAUUCUUAGGCUGGAGGUCUGAUCCUUGUUGAUAUAGUUGAUGGAUGCUGGGUUUCAGGCUGUUACAUUUUGCUGACUAGGACUUCUGCAGUAGUUAUUAGUGGUAAUUUCGGCUAAUGUUCUGUAUCUAAGUAGGAUUAUUGGAUUGUGUAAUCAUGACUGCAGGUUUUCCACCUGUUUAUGGAUGCCUACAGACUCUAUUUUGCUGAAAUGGUAGUAUGUACGCUUAUUGACAGUACAUUCAAAAACAGCUGUUUUACUA